Molecule: messenger RNA, 3342 nt
Organism: Dicentrarchus labrax (European seabass)
Lineage: Eukaryota; Metazoa; Chordata; Actinopteri; Moronidae
Gene: klf5b
Product: Kruppel-like factor 5b
Exons: 4
Coding region: 146-1486 (446 amino acids)
Biological process (GO): regulation of transcription by RNA polymerase II
Molecular function (GO): DNA-binding transcription factor activity, RNA polymerase II-specific; RNA polymerase II cis-regulatory region sequence-specific DNA binding
Source: RefSeq, a predicted model, not a curated record
UUGACGAGCCAGCGCAAAAAUAGGGAGAAUGAACGUUUGACAGCUGGCUCUUUUUGCGCGCACAGAUUGUUUCGAAACAAAAGAAUACCUAUGCUUAAUUUAUUUGUGAGAGAUUUCGGAUAGUUAGACAGUACCUCUUGCUUUUAUGGCCGCUGCCGUGAGGAAUAAUGUUUGGGUUGCUCCGGGGCAGGACGCGCAGAUUCUCCAUAAAACCGCCACCGCGCCGCUGACAGCCGACGGUCGGAGAGGUGAAGAUCAUGGACAAGUGCUCUGUAUCGCGAAGGAUGCCAUCCCGGGAACUUCCUCUUUUCAUGAUCAUAAUUUGGGUAAAUCAGACAUGGACAGCUACCUGUCUAUGCACCCGCAGGACGUAGUAAACUCCAAAAUGUUGUGCAGGGACAGCGCUCUGAUGCUAGAGCCGCCUUUCACCGAAGACUUCGCCUCUCCUUACAGCGUCAACAUGAGCCUGCUCCUUCCUGACGUCACAUACCUGCACCCCGGUCUCUGCAGGACUAUGAGACAGAUCAAAACAGAGCCGUCACACUCUCUGAUGCACCCCACCUGUCAGGGCAACGGAGCGCCACCAGCACUCCCAGAAUACCCAGGUGUUUUCGGUGCAUCCGAUACUGCCAGUGGUGGCUUUUUCAUCAAGCAGGAAGUGCCAGAUUUCCAGGAUGUUCCCCUGUUCCAGCUUUUGAACUCUGACUUGGAGCAGCUUGUUCAUGGUUCGCAGCUGAACUCCAUCCCCAUGGCCCCGUUAAGUCUUCCUAUGGGGAACGUCCACGUAGGCCCAGCGCAGAAUUCUGCCAAACCCACAAGCAGCCCUCAGAAUGAAUGUUUCCGACACUUCGGCCACCAGCAGAGACCAACCUAUUUGCCACCUUCUCCGCCGAACUCUGAGCCCUCAAGUCCAGACAGGGGGAAGGAGCUCCUCCAAAAUCUAUCCCCACCUCCCUCCUAUGAAGCCAGCAUCGCCUCCAAGUUAACUUUUCAGACCCACAAUCCCAUUGAUCCAGGGCAGACUUCUAGUGUAGCUCCAAUCCAAAACCCAGACCAGCAUUCCAAUGUCAGAUUAGUCCAAAGCCCAGGUCCUGUGCCAGUCCAGCGUCCGACCCUGACACCAGUUCAGACAACGCCAGGUGUCGGCCCGAUGUCCCCAGUGUUGGGCCAGUCGGCUCUAUUUAAGAACAACAGAAGGAAUAAUCCUGAUCUGGAGAGACGGCGGAUCCACCACUGUGAUGUCCCAGGGUGCAAGAAAGUGUACACCAAGUCUUCUCAUUUAAAAGCCCAUCUACGGACACACACAGGAGAGAAGCCGUACCAGUGCUCCUGGGAGGGAUGUGAGUGGCGUUUCGCCCGUUCUGAUGAGCUGACUCGCCAUUUUAGGAAACACACCGGGGCGAAGCCUUUCCAGUGCAGUGUGUGUAACCGCUGUUUCUCCCGCUCCGAUCACCUGGCCCUGCACAUGAAGAGACACCAGAGCUAGAAGCCCUCUUCUUGCAAAUAAGUCAAUUUUUUUUUCUUUUUCUCUCCAGUAAACAUGGACUUUAAAUAUGGAACAACCAAACAAACAAAUUAAAAACUAUGGGCUAUUCCACUCACUCCCCAGUGGAGAUGUUCUUAGCAGUGCUGGCCCACAAGUAUGUGUUUCUUUUAUUGUAAAAAGAUAAAAUAUUACCGUUGCCUUAUUUUAUUUCCACAUGUAUGUCCCAGUAUUGGGGGACAGUUACAAAGGUGUAAUUAGCCAAAUAAUGAAAUAAAAUUUAAACCUUUUUUAGCCUUUAUUUUCACGGUCAUAUUUCCAGAUUUUGUUUUACUGCAAAGUACCUAAAAAAAGGUCAAAUAUCAAUAUUUAACUUUCAAGUUCUUCUUUGUACAGAUCACAUGAUGUCAUUUAUGGCCAUUUAUUUAAUUAACCUAAAUGACAAACUGCCAUACUGUAAGUGCAGAUAUAGUGUUGCUAUGAACUGGAAGGUCAAAGGAUGUGUUGUUUUAGCCAGCAGGACAAAGUGUGUUUAUGCGUAAUAUAGACAGUAACAGGAGUUAGUUGAAGUUAAAGUACGUGAACAAGUUGUGGAUUUACUAAAAGAUGCAGUAGGAGGAAUAAAUAUUGGGAUGAGCACUGUUUGCAAGCCACGUGGUGAGUGCGGUGCUUACAGCAUGACUUUUACACUGCCAGAUUUAUAGGUUACUUCAGUUACAACAAAAUCUAUAUUUACUCAUAACCCUGAAAUAAAAGGAAGAUAAUGGGGAUUAAUUAUAGUCAUUUAGACAGCGCUAUGAAUGUUCUAUAUUUAUGCCCCUGUAUUGUAACAUAGAUGUUAAAUGUCUUUCAGGCAGGUGCAAAGAUAAAUCAAAACGGUGCAUUUUCGAUUUCAGGCCUUCUAUGAAUACCACAUGAUUUUAUUUCAUUUUAAAACGUUUAACUUAUUUUGAUUUGUCCCAUGUUAACUUCAGCAAUAUCUCAUUUGACACGUACGAUGGCAUAAGAGAAGCGCUCAAACAAAAAUUUCGAGAAGCUUUGAGCACAUGACAUUUCAGCAGCAGGUCAGGGUUAUUUUUCUUUCUCCUGGAAGUUGUUGUGAUGGACGAAUGGAGACUCGUUCAUCCUGACUUUUGAACGGUAUCUUAUAACAGGAUUACAUUAUCAUAUUACUGAUGAUUUGUCUUUAUAAGUGGUUUCAAAGUGAUGUAUGUGAGCUUGAGAUUUUUUUUCUAGAUUUAGACUGAGCACCUGCCAGUCUGAACAUCUGUGUAAGCUUUUGGUUUCUUUGACUACUAUCCACGAAUUCAAACACCUUUUGAAAGUGCCUUUAGCUGCUUUGUUUGGAUAAAGCUGCUCCAUUGGGACGAUGUUCUUUUAUCAGGUACUCUACUCUGCUAAAAUGAUUCUACCGCCUCCUCUCUCUCUCUAUUUAUGACCAAGUUUCUUUAUAAUUUGAGUCAGGUUAAACAAAAUUGAUUUUUAAAGUCUCUUUAAUUUGUUAUUGUGUAUAUAUUUUGUAUCUACUGUUUAAGGAUACAAUCCAUUGAUUGUUUUCAGGUGUAUAAAGAUUUUAAACUUUUUUUUAAAUUGCAGAGACUGUUUAUUUUUAUUUGUAAUUUUCUUUUUUGCAAAGUCUAAGAAGGAUCAAAUUAUAGAAUACUGUUACAGUGUACACUGUCAUCACAGGCAAGAUAGCAGCUCAGUAGAGUAUGUGCCAGUGAAUUGUUGCAAUACUUUUAAAAUAUAUAUAUACACACAAAUAUUUUGACAUUUGUCAUAGCUUAAUAACAUGAAGACGUAGUCUAAAUUGAUCAAAUUUGUGAACCUCACAGUGCAAAUAAAGGUUUUGUGUUGAA